UUCCGUGUUUCGUCACACACUGUUGUGCCUUGUCGGUGAAAGUCAACAUUAGAGUGACAAAUACAGAAAAAAUUAAAUCACAAUUUUGUGGAAAUAUUUUCGAUACAUAAGUAAAAAAACAAUUAUAAAUUAAUAAUUUUUUUUAUUUGGAAAUAAAAAUGGGUCGCGCAUUACAUUUUGUGUUUAAAAUUGCCGAACGUAAAUUAACUGCAAAAUUCUACCGGGAAAUACUUGGAAUGAAGGUUUUAAGACACGAGGAAUUUUCCGAAGGAUGUGAAGCUGCCUGUAAUGGACCGUACGCUAAUCGUUGGAGUAAAACAAUGAUUGGAUAUGGACCGGAAGAUUCACAUUUUGUCAUUGAAUUAACAUAUAAUUAUGGAAUUAAUUAUUAUCAAUUGGGAAAUGAUUUUCGUGGAAUUACCAUUAGAUCAAAGGAAGCGAUUCAACGUGCAAAAGCUGAUGGUUGGCCAAUGAAAGAGGAAAAUGGAAAAUUCGUUCUCGAAGCUCCUGGUGGUUAUAAAUAUAUUCUAAUUGAUGAAUCUCAACCACAAGAUAGAGACCCCGUGGAAAAAGUUACAUUAUCAAGUUCAAAUCUUCAGCGCAGCAUUGAUUAUUGGAAGGGAAUUUUGAAAUUAAAAAUUUAUAAAAAAAAUGAAAAAAGCGUCACCUUGGGAUUUGAUGAGGAUCAAGCAAAAUUAGAAUUUGAAGACAUAGGUGUUGAAGUAAAUCAUGCGAAAGCUUAUGGUCGCAUUGCCUUUUCAAUACCAUUUGAACAACAACCGGAAAUUCAGAAAAACAUCAAAGAAAGUGGAAACAAAAUUUUAACAGAUCUAAUUACACUAGAAACACCGGGAAAAGCUUCUGUUCGAGUUAUUAUUUUAGCCGAUCCGGAUAAUCAUGAAAUAUGUUUCGUCGACGAUGAGGGAUUUCGAAAGCUUUCGGUAACAGAUUAUCCAAGUGAAAAAAUUUUGGAUAGAUUUAUUUUAAAAGAAGAAAAAGCUGGACCAGAUGAAAUUCAAAAAACUUCUGCAUAAUAAAUUACAAAUAGUAAUUAAAAUACACUUUUUUACAAAAUUCGAUAAUUUUAAACAUUUCAAGUAUUUAGCUAACAGAUAAUAAUAUUAAUUUAAUAUUUUUUACAAAAACUAUUCAGUAUUAAAUAACUCAACAAC
Leptopilina boulardi is the source of this 1172-nucleotide messenger RNA. Its product is annotated as glyoxalase domain-containing protein 4. The record is from RefSeq and is a predicted model, not a curated record. The coding region runs from base 159 to 1034 and encodes 291 amino acids. The transcript has 6 exons. NCBI's taxonomy places the organism in Eukaryota, Metazoa, Arthropoda, Insecta, Hymenoptera, Figitidae.